ACAGUAGCUUAACAUGACAACAGUAGUUAUGCGCACGAUGACGCAAGAUGACUCGAACCCGACACCUUCGUACAACGAGCAACAUCAAUGCUGGAACGUGGCGGAUUCACAAUUCGGUGAAGUUUUCAAUGAAAGACCGCGCUUUGAAUGCUUUGCAACCGAAAACCCACACAUGGUAGCAGGGCCUAACUUACAACAUUGGGAGGGUAGCGGGGGUUCUUAUUACGACCAAGACUCUCCGGGGUCGUCGGUUGAAGAGCCGUAUGAGUCGUCGCGUCCGAGUCACCCGUAUUAUCACUUCGAACCUCAACCGAAUUACAUGGAAGCAAAUGGGUUUACUUUACUCCAGCAAUAUGUGUCUAACGUUAGCCAUACAGAGCAGCAAGAAGAACCAAGUUAUCAAACAAGGGUUCGAACAAACCUCAGGAAAAGAGAAAGGAAUUUAAACAUCAACAAAGCAUUCGACGAUCUGCGCGAUAGAAUUCCAAAUCUUCCAUCUGAUACGAAAAUAUCGAAGAUCAAAGUUUUGAGACUGGCUUCAGAUUACAUAAGACAUCUUAGUAAAGUUUUGGUGAAGAAAACCCCGUCACAGAAGGAAUAUGAAACUGAUAAUCAUGAUCAAUUUAACGAGGAAAUUUCAACGAAACGUAAAUGUGACUUCGAGAUAGAUCCUGACGUCAUUGCAGUCAAGAGAAGAAAAACUGACUGGAGUAGAAUUAACGAUGAAAUUGCACGCCACCAAUCUGUCAAUCAAAUCAAGACCAACGACGAAAAUGAACAUUUAGCCCCCUACUUCCACCAAGCGGAUCAAAAUAACCUAACUACACCACCGCUAGCUGGAGAGCUUGAUACAUUCUUUCCUUCAACAGAAUAUUUCACAAAUUUUGAACAUCGCAACGAAAGUUAUUAAGAGUGUUUUAAAACAAAAAUAAACUUUUUUGUUUUAAGUUUAAAUUUUCAAGUUUUCACCAUUGCCGUGUACCCGCUAUAGCAUUACUAGCGCCGCAUAUACUGUCAGUACCUUGUGUUUCUUCAAUUAAACUUGCGCGGAACAUAUGUUUACAUUGUCAGCCGAAUGUUUUCCUGUAUUUUGUUUUAACCCUUGUCAAAUACAUUUUUUACACUUACAAGGCUUUUUUAUAUUAAAAAACGCAAGAAGGGAAGAAGUGUCUUAAUCGAAAACACAACGCAAUAAACUUGAU
Ciona intestinalis (vase tunicate) is the source of this 1202-nucleotide messenger RNA. Lineage: Eukaryota; Metazoa; Chordata; Ascidiacea; Phlebobranchia; Cionidae. The record is from RefSeq and is a predicted model, not a curated record.